GCAACCCGAACUCUGCAGCCAUCGACCUCAACCAUGCUACUCAAGGACCCAUAUCCUUCAACUCCGCUGCAUUUCCUCUUAAGCUAACCCCUACCAAUUAUCCUUCCUAGAAAACACAAUUCACAUGUCUUGUUGCGGGUUAUGAUUUAAUUGGAUUUCUAGAUGGAACAAAUCCGUGUCCUAUGGCUACGAAACCCACCUAUGCUCUUUGGGCUUGGAAAGAUCAACUCUUACGCCAUGCACUUAUUACUUUAGUUUCAAAGAACAUCACACCCUACAUUGUUGCAGCAUCUACUGCUCAACAUGCCUGGGAAACGCUAGCCAACCUCUAUGCUAACCGAUCACAUGCUCGAGUGAUCACAUUGAAGGAGCGACUUCAAAACAUGCGCUAUGAUGGGAGAUCUGUCUCUGAAUAUCUCCACACUCUAAAAGUGAUGGCAGAUGAAUUAGGUCCAAUUGAUCGACCUCUUUUUGAUGAUGAUCUAACAGUAUAUAUUUUGAAUGGCCUAGAUACUAAACUAGAAUCUACUCCUUUCACUGCUCACUUUGUUGCUGCUCCCCUUCCUCCUAGAGCAGCCGCAACGCCCUUUUCCUCCUCCUUGACUUUUGCUGGAUUGUUGCCCACACCUCACAAUGGCCAUUUUGCCCACAAUUGUUCGUUUUACCGAGUUCAACAACACACUCUGCAUGCCAAUUUUGCUUCCUCUCCCAACAUUGCUUUUGAGGAUUGGCUACUCAACUCUGGUGCAACUCACCAUGUGACCACAGACUUUGCCAAUCUCACCUUGCACUUUGAAUAUCUUGGCCCUGAUGAACUUCAAGUUGGGGAUGGAACAUGUUUGAAAAUCACACAUGAUCAAAGCAUAGGGGUGACAAUGUUAUGCUGUUCAAACAUACGUGGAGUAUAUCAAGUCCCAAGCAAAACUAAGCCUGUGGCUCUAGUUGGUGAACAUGUCUCUUUGGCGAACUGGCAUACACACUUAGCCAGUUCCAUUGACAUCGUUUGCCAUCGCCCGGUUGUUGAUCGCUCAAUGUUGCCUCCUUGUGCUACGGUUCCCCAUCAUGAUGUAGUCCAUUUGUCCACCAAACCAGCCAUUCCUCACUCAUCUGCCUCUCCGUCGGCUCCUACCUCCGCACCUCGUUCUCUUGCUCAAAGCCCCUAUCCAACCUCAACCUCUAUCGUCAUGUCAACCCCAGCUGAAUUGGACUCCUCUACUCCUUUAUCCUUCAACCAAGCCACUCCUCAUGACCUGCCACCACCAUCGCCUUCCCCACCUUGGUGCACUCAUCCCAUGGUCACCUGUUCUCAAAACAACAUCUUUAAACCGAAGUCCUUACAUCAUGCAACCAUGGCCUCCACACUCCCUUCACUUGAACCCACAUGUGUGUCUCAAGCACUUAAAGAUUUCCAUUGGAGACAGGCCAUGCCUGAGGAGUUCAAUGCCUUGAUUCGUCAAGGGACAUGGGAGCCGAUACCCUAUCACCCGAAUCAACAUGUUCUUGGCUACAAGUGGAUAUUUCGGAUAAAAAGGGGUAAAUAUGGCUCAAUUGAACGCUACAAAGCACAUUUAGUUGCCAAGGGGUUUCAUCAAAGGGCAGACUGGGCAAGGGACUGUGACACUUGUCUUUCCACAACUGGAUACAUUGUUUUUCUUGGUGGGAAUCCCCUUUCUUGGAGAGUAGCCAAACAACAUGCUGUUGCUCGUAGCUCCACCGAAGUAGAGUAUAGGGCCUUAGCUGCGUCUUCAUUUGAACUUUUUUGGGUUUCUCAUCUAUUGGAUGAACUCAGCAUUCCCAUUACAGAUCCUCCUGCUCUUUAUUGUGACAAUGUGAGUGCCACUUAUUUAAGUGGUAAUCCAGUUUUGCAUUCUCGGAUGAAGCACAUUACAGUUGAUCUUCAUUUUGUGUGUGACUUGGUUGACAAAAAGGUUCUGCGCGUCUCACAUAUUGCUUCCAUCGACCAACUUGCCGAUUGGUUCACUAAGCCCUUUCAUUCUACCAGGUUUAUUUGUUUGCUAGACAAGAUUGGAGUUGCUGAUGUCACCUCCAUCUUGCAGCGACGUGUUAAGGAAACCAAAUCUGUAUCAUAGCAUGUUUACAUUCUGUUAAUGUUCACAUUCAUUCUCUGUAUAAUAUCCAAGAUUGUGAUUCACUUGCCUAAUGUGAUAGGGCAACACUUAGGCUCCAAUUGUAUAUAUACUCUUGAUAUAUUCAUGAAUAAACAAUUUAGCCUUCA
This is a messenger RNA of Rubroshorea leprosula, 2236 nucleotides long. The record is from the annotation of a GenBank genome assembly. NCBI's taxonomy places the organism in Eukaryota, Viridiplantae, Streptophyta, Magnoliopsida, Malvales, Dipterocarpaceae.